AUGCAGUCGUCAGCAGGACCGACUCCAUCAACAACAAUGGCUCAACAGCCUCCACAAGGUGUGCCAUACGAUACGCAAUAUUAUUAUACAGCACCACCACAAUACGCGCAACCUGCACCGCCACAACCUCAACCACAAUACAUUCAACAAUAUCAAGAUAAUGGAUAUUUGGCGCCGGCACAAAUGGCACCACAACCUGCACAGUAUUAUACACCAUAUACUGCAGGACCGCCACAACCGAUUAUUUAUUAUCAACAACCUGCACCAAUGUAUUAUCCAAUUCCACCACAACAAACUGGACAAAUUAUGGCACAUGGUGAUAUUAUGCAACAGCAACAAACACAAUUACAACCACAAAUGCAACAACCACCACAUAUCAGUAAUGAAUUAAGUUAGUUAUUUGAUAAUGGCUAAUUUUCGAAAAAAACAUAAAUUUUUGCAGAUAAUCAACGUGGUCCAUUAACCUCAUCUACCCCGAUUCCUUCAAGAAUGGAAUAUGAGAAUGCGCAAAGAGAAAUGGCACAAAGAGAGAUGGCUGCGGCUGCGGCGAGACCGAAGAUGAUUCAAUUCAGAUACAACUACAAACCGAUGGAGCAUGACGAUGAUUAUGAUCAUAUGUUGCCGAUUGACGAAAUCUCGAAAAUCACAAUUGAUCAUGCGAAUGACGAUACGAUGAGUGCAGAUAAAGAAAAUCUGGCUAUGGAUGUAAGCCUGAAUCGCAUUGAUCUUUUGUUAUUUGAUUUCUUUAUAAGAAUGUUUUUUUUCAGCAAAGAAGCGAUAAAUUGAUAUCAUCCUCAUCGUCUCGUCGAAAUCCAUUCGGUUCUGGCGAUUCUCAACAAGCUCAAGCUCAAACUCCAACCCAGCAACAGCAACAACAACAGCCGAUGAACUACAAAACUCGGCUAUGUAUGAUGCACGCGGCUGGAACAAGACCGUGUGAAAUGGGUUCGAGAUGUAAAUUUGCGCAUGGAUUGAAGGAGUUGAGAACCGCUGAAGUUGUAUGUUGAAUUUAUUAGAAUUUAAAAAGAAAUAUACGGUUUUUCUUAUUUUCAGCCAAACCGCUUCCCAAACAACAAGUACAAAACGAAAUUGUGCAAAAAUUUUGCUCGCGGAGGAACCGGUUUCUGCCCAUACGGUCUUCGAUGCGAGUUUGUUCAUCCAACCGACAAGGAAUUCCAAACAAUUCCAAUUUAUCAACGAAUGUUGGUUGAUGAUCGAGUUCUUGACGCGGCUGAUAUGUCAUCAGAACUUGAAGAUUAUCCACCACAACAACAACAACAACACUAUUAUCACCAUCAAAGUAGCCAUCAUUUGAAUCAGCAGCAACCACAACAGGAUCAUUUUCAAUCGACGAAAAGAUAUUUGCAAAAUAUGGCGAAACGCGGUGGAAUGGAAAAACACGGUGGACAUCCGUCGAAGACAUUGUUGAAACAUCGAAAUGUUGUUGGAUCGAUGAUGUGUUUAUCGCAAACUGGACGAAUUCAGGAAUCGAAUUCGAUGGCUGGUGGAGAUUUUAACAAUACUAAAACGAAUGGAAGUUUUGAUCAAUUGCCACCACACAUGAGAAGGUAAAUUUUUUUGAUUUUUGGUAGAUUUAGAGGUGAAAUUCAGUAAGUAAAAAAGCCGGAAAAAAUACGUUUCAAUAUUUCUGUUUGAAAAAAAAGUUAAAAUUUCUAAUUGAUUGAUGGCAUUAAUAAAUUUAUACUUUUUCUGAAAUUCCCGUAUAGGUCCAUUAAAUUCUUGAAUUUUGCCACAUAAAUUCAAAUUCAAAUUAUUUAUUUUCUAUUCAAAAUCACGCAUUAUUUCCAGCCGAACCAGUUCGAAAGUUUCGAUGGGAUCAUCUGGUCACUUAUUAUCAUCAAAACAAUCUCGUCGUCAAUCUCUUUCACAACUCAAAACUCGAUGGACUUCUGAAGAGCAUUUGACUGCAUCAAAUCGGCAAUAA
Molecule: messenger RNA, 1945 nt
Organism: Caenorhabditis angaria
Lineage: Eukaryota; Metazoa; Nematoda; Chromadorea; Rhabditida; Rhabditidae
Source: the annotation of a GenBank genome assembly